AUGAGAGAAAGCAAACUUCAUUUAUUAUGUAGUCUUACUAUAUGGCUGAGACAUCAUUAUGAUACUAGAUUAAUACGUGCAACUGGUAUAUUAUUAAUUGAAGAAUUAUUACAAAUUCUUAUAGUUAUUUUUCAACAUGCUGUUGAAACAAAUCGUUUUCCUUAUGGAGAAUUUUUUCUCGAUAUUAUUUGCGUAUGGAUAUUCCUAGCAGCAAUAUUAAUUACAUUUGCUUUAGCCAAGAAAAUUUCUAAAUAUAAAGCACGUAUAAUAAAAUUGGAAUCAUUUCAAACAUCUAUUACGAAAUAA
Messenger RNA from Adineta steineri, 306 nucleotides. Lineage: Eukaryota; Metazoa; Rotifera; Eurotatoria; Adinetida; Adinetidae. The record is from the annotation of a GenBank genome assembly.